Molecule: messenger RNA, 1689 nt
Organism: Klebsormidium nitens
Lineage: Eukaryota; Viridiplantae; Streptophyta; Klebsormidiophyceae; Klebsormidiales; Klebsormidiaceae
Source: the annotation of a GenBank genome assembly
GGCAUGAACACCAGUUCGACUUCAGCCUUCAGGACUUCUGCUUCUCUUCGUCUUGCAGAAUCUGAAGAGGGGAGCUUUCUGCUUCUUCUCCAUUGAGCUUCCAGCUUUUUGUUCGUUUUGACGAGACUCUGCAGGACCAGCAGCAUUGCUUUGAUCCCCUCAUCAACCCUGCAGAAAGCUCUACUGCAAUUUUUCAGAGUACACUCGCAAUUGACGCCGCUGCACUGACUGUGACAGGACAGCAUCUCUCACAUUGUUGAGCUUCUUCUGCAAUGGAAGCGAUUGCAGAAAAGGUUGCAGAAAAGGUUGCGGGCCGGAGCUGGUUUGACGCUCUUCUAGAAGAGGGCGUCUUGUGCGCAACUCUCUACCUGGUGUAUGUCCAGGGUACCACCCUUUUGCGCUUGGCGCACGGUGUCUACCAGAAGGCUGAAGACCAAGUGGAGUCCAAAGUGCAGUCAUUUCAGGAGCCAGGGAAGAAACGGGAUGUGACCGCCAACAAUGUACCAUUUGAGCACUCCAUGUUUGGAGCCGCCGACUGGCCACUGAAAGCGCUGGUGGCAUUCCUGAUUCUGAGCCACUUUGCGUCCACCUUCUUCUUCCCCACUUACUUUGCCACCGAGCAGCUGUGGCUGGCCCGACGGGCGGCUAUCGUCCUGUGUGGUCUCUGGUUUGGUUUCCGCUGGAAGAGCAACUACACCAGGCUGCUCAUUAGGCACAAUCCGCAUGACCGGGACCGCUACAUUGUGCUCGACAAAGUCGCUACCAUCGGCUUAGUAACAGUCGCAGCCCUCAGCUUGGGCGAAGUCAUUGGGGUCGCUUUCCAGUCCUUGCUAGCAAUUGGGGGAGUCUCGGGAAUUGCAGCGGGGCUGGCGGCAAAGGACUUGUUGGGCAACCUCUUCAGCGGGGCGCUUAUGUACGUUACACGGCCAUUCAAGAUUGGCGAAUUUAUCAGCGCCGGCCCUGCGACUGGGAAAGUCUUGGACAUAGGUUUCUACAACACGAAGAUGCUCACAGUUGACCGUGCCAUCACGUACGUCCCUAACUCCAGCUUCACUUGCUCGACGAUCACCAACUUUUCGCGCCAAGAGACGCGCUACAUCGAGGGCACGUUCCUGGUACGUCACCGUGACAUCAGCGCCGUCGACGCCAUCACCGCGGACCUGCGCGAGCUGCUGCGCGCGCACCCCGCCGUUGACACGCAGGAGCAGCCCCCGCGCGCGUUCCUGGCGAAAGUGGGGCCGCUGGGGGCGGAGAUCGCUAUGAACGCGGUUACGAAGCCGAUUGGGUUCGACGACUACUUGGUUGCGAAGCAAACGCUCCUUGUGAAGGCUGCUAAGAUUAUAGAGAGCCAUGGGGCGGUCAUUGGCCCCGCUCUGCCUCCAAAUUGGCAGCAAUAACAGCGCUCUUAGGUAUUUCAAUGCGAGCCCUUUGACUUUCGUUCGUGUAACAUAGGCAAGUCGGCAACAGACACCAUUGCGUUUGCAACUAGUAGGGUCGACAACUGGCAAGAAACAGCACUGCGUGUUGCUUUACAAGUUGCGGGGAGCUUCAGCUUGCUUCUGAAAAGAAAUGUUAGAGACGUGGAACUUCGUCCAACUUGAAUUAUUAUCUCUGUGUACAGUAGGAUGUUAUCGAUUUUGAAAACUUAAUGAAACCAUGCUGACCAUUGGUGUAACUGUUUCGAGAUCA